GCGGACUUAUAACGUUUGAAUUCCCUCUCCAACGGUCAAAAAGAAAAAGCUCCGAAGACAGAAACAUCCUCACUUCAUCUUCAAGAAUUCUCUCCACUAAAUCCUCUAAAAACCAUUUCAUCACUACUUAUAUUCAAGAAUUACAUCAAUUCUCUCCCUCUCUUAAAUUCCUCUUGUAAAGCUUUGCAAUUCAAAAAUAAAAAAUGAGUGUUCUGCAACAAUACCCAGAAACAAUGAACUCAAAAGAUCUUCAAAUUUGGAAUAAUGCAGCAUUUGAUAGUGGAGUAUCCGAAAAUUCCACAAUAAACUCAAAAGAUGUUAAUUUUUCUUGGUCUAAUAUGAAUCCCUUAUCUUCAAUCAAUCUCUCUCAAUCUCUUGAAUCUGAUUCAAUUAAAGAGAAUCAGAGCCCUUCAAUGGUAGACUCCUCUGUUUCUGUGAAAUCUUUAUCCGUCAUUACGCCGCUGCAAGCUAAUACAGUGAUUGCAAAUACCCAACAAAAACCCAUUUGUAAGAUGGGUGUUUCAGAAAAGAAGAUUCAUGAGAUUGUGAAUCAAGAUUUUCCGGAGGAAAGAGAUAUUGAUUUCGAGAUAGAGGAGAUUGAGAAGGAGAUUAAUCGGUUGUCGUCGAGAUUAGAGUCGCUUCGACUCGAAAAGGCGAAGAGAAAUGCUAAGAUGAUGGAGAAAAGAGGCAGGAUUAUAGCGGCUAAGUUCAUGGAUCCACCAAAACAGAGCAAUAAAAGCUUUAAUGAGCAGAGCAAGAUUGAAGAAUCAAUGAGUUUGAGUGCCAAAUUGAAGACACCUAGAAGGGGAUUAAGCAUGGGGCCGGCGGAGAUCAUGAGAGGAGUGAGAAGGGGCAUUAGUCUUGGCCCGGCAGAGAUUUACUCGGCGACGAAAUUGAAGCAGUUUGGUAAGCAGGAGAUGACCACCCCUGUACAAAAGAGUGCAAAUAGGAGAAAAUCAUGUUAUUGGAAAUUACAUGAUAUUGAUGAGUUGAGAGUUACAAAAGAGAGAGGAAAAAGCAUGAGCCUUAGUCCGAAAGGGCGGUCGAAAACUGGUUCAAAAGCACAACAGGUGCCAAAGCAAGCUGCAACUACUGUUGGGGCUAAGAAGACAAUGAAAAAAGAAGAUGCAGUUAUAUCUUCAAUUCAACCAAAGAAGCUUUUUAUAAGAGAUGGUGAGAAAUCGGCACCAGGUAAGAAGCCAUUGAAGAGUGGUAGAGUGAUUUCUAGUAGGUAUAAUCAGGGUACAAAUGGAGGGAAUUCAGCAGUGAAAGACCUCAGGAAGAGAUCAUUACCUGAAACUGAGGAAGAACUGAAGAGGACAGAUAAGAAACGCGUUUCUUUGACUGAGAAAUCUCAGAGAGGAGAGCAAUUAGCAACAGAAAGUAGGGUAAAAAAGAGGUGGGAAUUUUCAAGUGAGCAAACAAGUGUUGAUCAUAGUAAAACCCAAUUAUCUGUGUCAAAAGUGCUUGAUAUGGUUCCAAAAAUAAAGAAUCAGCGUUGCACGAAUGAGAGUCCGAGAGAUUCUGGUCCGGCAAAAAGGGUAUCUGAGUUAAUUGGGAGGAAAUCCAUCUUCAGUACGGAGGAAGAUGAUGAUUGUGUCAUUCAGGCUUUGAGUUUUGCUGAAGAACAAGUUAUCGAAGAAUGUCCGAAAAUUAGGAUUGUUCGGCGGGUUGAUGAGAGUCCACGAGAUUCUGGUGCAGUAAAGAGAGUGUCUGAAUUGGUUGGAAGGAAGUCAUUCUUUAAUGAGGAUGAAGAUGAGAUGCCAGUGUUUAGUUUUGAAGAGGAACAUUGUGAAGAAAAUUGAAAAGUGGGACAUGGAAAUUUCUUUUUGAUCAUCUUGUUUGAAUAAUGUGAAUGUUGAUUGGCUUAUAUUGAAUUCUGGAAUUGCAAGUAAGCUUGCUCUUGUUACUUACAAUUUGGUUGUAAUAGUUACUAUGAAUUGUGUGAUUUUACUGUCAAAUAAAUUUUUUUGGUUGCUCAAGUGAGCAGAUAAAUUGUUGUUUUUUGUUGCCUAGUUGUUCUAUCUAAAACAUAGUUUAGCAAUUCUGUGAA
Molecule: messenger RNA, 2053 nt
Organism: Beta vulgaris subsp. vulgaris (sugar beet)
Lineage: Eukaryota; Viridiplantae; Streptophyta; Magnoliopsida; Caryophyllales; Amaranthaceae
Exons: 1
Coding region: 204-1805 (533 amino acids)
Source: RefSeq, a predicted model, not a curated record